GAAAGACCCUAUGAAUGCUGUGAGUGCGGGAAAAGCUUCACUCAGAGAUCAGCCCUUAUCUCUCAUCAGAGAAUCCACACAGAAGAGCGACCCUACGAAUGCUGCAAGUGCGGGAAAAGCUUCACUCAGAGAUCAGCCCUUAUCUCUCAUCAGACAACGCACACGGGAGAGAAACCCUACGAAUGUUGCGAGUGUGGAAAAAGCUUCUCUCGGAGCUCAAACCUUACUAUGCAUCAGAGGAUCCACACAGGAGAGAGACCCUAUGAAUGCCGUGAGUGCGGGAAAAGUUUCACUCACCUCUCCUCCCUUAUCUCUCACCAGAGAGUCCACAAAGGAGAGAAACCCUAUGAAUGUUGCGAGUGUGGAAAAAGCUUCUCUCGGAGCUCAACCCUUGUUACACAUUACAGAGUCCACACCGGAGAGAGACCCUAUGAAUGCUGUGAGUGUGGGAAAAGCUUCACUCAUAGUUCAGCCCUUAGUAGGCAUCAGCGAAUACACAGAGGAGACAAACCCUAUGAAUGCCGUGAGUGCGGGAAAAGCUUCACUCAGAGAUAUACCCUUAACUCUCAUCAGAGAAUCCACACAGAAGAGCGACCCUACGAAUGCUGCAAGUGCGGGAAAAGCUUCACUCAGAGAUCAGCCCUUAUCUCUCAUCAGACAACGCACACGGGAGAGCGACCCUAUGAAUGCUGUGAGUGUGGGAAAAACUUCACCCGAAGCUCAAACCUUACUAGGCAUCAGAGGGUCCACACAGGAGAGAGACCUUAUGAAUGCCGUGAGUGCGGGAAAAGUUUCAGUCACUUCUCCUCCCUUAUCUCUCACCAGAGAGUCCACACAGGAGAGACACCCCAUGAAUGUUGCGAGUGUGGAAAAAGCUUCUCUCGGAGCUCAAACCUUACUAUGCAUCAGAGGAUCCACACCGGAGAGAAACCCUAUGAAUGCAGUGAGUGCGGAAAA
Molecule: messenger RNA, 957 nt
Organism: Mauremys reevesii (Reeves's turtle)
Lineage: Eukaryota; Metazoa; Chordata; Testudines; Geoemydidae
Product: zinc finger protein 420-like
Exons: 3
Biological process (GO): regulation of transcription by RNA polymerase II
Cellular component (GO): nucleus
Molecular function (GO): RNA polymerase II transcription regulatory region sequence-specific DNA binding; DNA-binding transcription factor activity, RNA polymerase II-specific
Source: RefSeq, a predicted model, not a curated record